This is a messenger RNA of Ruditapes philippinarum (Manila clam), 3813 nucleotides long. Its product is annotated as DNA mismatch repair protein Msh3-like. Gene Ontology annotation, molecular function: ATP-dependent DNA damage sensor activity; ATP binding; mismatched DNA binding. NCBI's taxonomy places the organism in Eukaryota, Metazoa, Mollusca, Bivalvia, Venerida, Veneridae. Bases 171 to 3428 code for a protein of 1085 amino acids. The record is from RefSeq and is a predicted model, not a curated record. Gene Ontology annotation, cellular component: nucleus. Gene Ontology annotation, biological process: mitotic recombination; mismatch repair. The transcript has 21 exons.
UCCGGUUCCGGUUUACAAAAUUCCGCGAAAAUAUAAAAACAGCUGAUGCAGCUUUAUUUGUUAAAAAAGGAAAUUUGGCAAUAAUAGUCAUAUUGUCAUCAAAGUGACUUUAUUUCUGUGUUGUUUCUUCCCCAAAGAGUUAUCCUGUCGGAUAGGAAAUCUAACCUAGCAUGUCAGCUCGAAAUUAUUUUAAAUUCAAUAAAAACUUAAAAAAGAAUAGUAAUUGUUCAUCAAAAGAAAUCCAGCCAAAAAAUAACAAAAUUGAUUCUCAAGCUACAAUUUCAAAAUUCUUUUCAUCAAACACAAAAAGAAAAUUAUCGGCAGUGACAGAGACAGAUGGUGUUGUAGUGAUUGAGGACAGUCCAACUGGAGAAGGAGAAAAGUCAUGGAAAAGACAGAAACAUACGGAUUCAUCUGAGAAUGCUGACAUCUCCUCCAACAUCAGUCCAUUAGUUACAAGAAUUAAACGAAAAUUGCAGAACUUUUCAGCUAUUGAACUAGACAACAUACAAAAAGAAGAUGUUGGUAGUUUUGAUUUUGAAUCCUUGAAAAGUAAACAUAACAAUAAAUUAUUUGAAAGUAAAAAUGCUGAUGUCACAGCAGUUUCUACAGGUGUUGAGUUUGAUGAGGCUGAUGGAGAACUUGAUUGUCAAUUAAACAAACUAAGUAAAUUUAAAACAGGAAGCAAAGAUUGUAAAAGUGACAAUAGUAAAAAACGUGGAAAAUUGAAGUCUUCAGGGGGUUUAUCUGUGAAAUAUACACCAUUAGAACAACAGUAUUUAGAGUUUCGGGAGAAAUAUCAAGAUGCUGUCUUAUUUAUUGAAUGUGGAUAUAAAUAUAGAUUCUUCGGAAAAGAUGCAGAGAUAGCUUCGAAGGUUUUGAAGAUAUAUGCUCAUCUUGACCAUAACUUUAUGACAGCAAGUAUACCUGUACACAGGUUGUUUGUACAUGUUAGCAGAAUUGUCUCCGCUGGGUAUAAGGUUGGUGUGGUACAACAAACAGAGACUGCAGCGUUGAAGGCAGCUGGCAAUAACAAGAAUACUCCAUUCACACGGCAACUGACAGCCCUGUAUACAAAAUCCACUAUGAUAUCUGAAGAUAUGAAUGAAACCUCUGAAGGUGAUGUAGGUCAGGCUGUUUCUAUGGCAACAAACUAUCUCAUGUGUAUAUGUGAGCAUGAGGUACCAAAAGGAGAACAGAAAACACCAAUUGGAAUCAUGGCAAUUCAGCCAUCCACAGGUGAUGUAAUCUAUGACAGUUUUGAUGACACAACGUCUCGUGCUGAACUAGAAACAAGAUUGGCCCAUAUUCAACCUGCUGAAUGUAUUCUUCCUUCAAAUGUUUCCAUGGAAACCGAGAAAUUAUUGAACGGUUUUCAAACUUUAUGUUUCCAUGGCGAUGACAAACUGAGGUUAGAGAAGAUAGAUGCUGAUCUGUUCAAGUUUAAUUCUGCAUUUACAAAAGUGUCACAGUUUUAUACAGACAGUUACUCAGAUGAUUCCAGCCAGUUACAGACAGUGAUUAAUCUACCUCCAUGUGUUAUUUCUUGUUUGGCUGCCCUAAUUGUUUAUAUGGAAGAUUUUAAACUUGACAAAAUACUCAGGGAAGUGAGCAAUUUCACACAGUUUUCUACAAAGUCUACCUAUAUGCAUAUUGACAGUCAUACUGUAAGGAAUCUAGAGUUAUUUCAAAAUAUUACCAAUCAUGGAGAGCAUGGUUCCCUGUUCUGGGUAAUAAAUCAAACAGUUACACCAUCUGGUUCCAGGCUGCUAAAGUCCUGGCUCUCCAGACCUUUAAUGUCAUACAGUGACAUACAGAAACGACAGGAAGCUGUGUCUGACAUCAUUGACGGACAUUUUCCAGAUAUUCAGAAACUCAAAGCCUUAUUGUCAAGGUUACCAGAUUUAGAGAGACGCCUAGCAUCUACAUAUCAUAAAAAGUGUAGUCCAUCAGAAUUUUAUAGCCUGUGUGAAGCUUUAGUGAUCCUCCAUGACAGGUUUAUACAUCACAAAGAGACCACUUUCUGUCACAUGUCCUCCAAGUUGCUCCUUGAAAUCAUAGAAGAAACCCCAAACUUGUUAUCUGAUGUGAAAGAAAUAGUAGAUAUGAUAGAUGGAAAAGCAGCAAGGGAAAAUGAUAAAACUAAACUAUUUGCUGACAACUCCUCGUUCCCUGAUGUUUUUGAGUGUAAGGAAAAGAUAACUGAGGUCACCAAGGAGAUUGGGGAACACCGCCGGCAAGUUCGUCUCACUUUACGUCAACCAGCACUGGAAUAUUGUACAGUUCUUGGAACAGAGUUCCUUGUUGAAGUUAAGAACAGUAAUAUAUCAUUAGUACCAAAAGACUGGACAAAGAUAAGUAGUACAAAGACUGUGAGCAGAUUUCACACACCAUAUAUAGUGGAGAAAUACAAACUACUACAGCAAUAUAGAGAAAAACUUGUGUUAGCAUCAAACAGUGCUUGGAUACAGUUCUUAGACACAUUCUCAGAGAGAUAUCAACAAUAUAGAAAAGCCAUACUUCUUGUUUCUACAUUAGAUGUGUUGUUGUCAUUGGCAACUGUUGCACAGCAACAUGGAUAUGUCAGGCCAGAAAUAGUUUCUGAUGAAAUUUGUGUUGAGAUUGAAGGUGGAAGACAUCCCGUCAUAGAGGAGUUGCUCGGGGAAAACAAACAAUACGUAGCUAAUGAUACUAGACUAACCACCAGUGGUAAACAUGUGAUGAUUAUAACUGGGCCAAACAUGGGUGGUAAGAGUUGUUACAUCAGACAAGUGGCACUUAUUUCUUUACUUGCUCAGAUUGGUUCAUAUGUACCUGUCCAGUCAGCAAAACUUGGUAUACUUGAUUCUGUCUUUACCAGAAUGGGAGCAGCAGAUGACCUGUAUCAUGGUCGCAGUACUUUCAUGGUUGAGUUACAGGAGGCAUCUGAUAUCAUGGCUAAGGCCACAUCAAGGUCAUUAGUGAUUCUAGAUGAGCUAGGUAGAGGUACCAGCACACAUGAUGGUGUGGCUAUAGCACACUCUGUUCUACACUUCUUUAUCAAUCAGCCUAAAUGUUUGACCCUGUUUGUGACACAUUACCCAUCAUUAUCUGAGUUUGAGACUCUGUACCCAGACAAAGUAGGCAACUUCCACAUGUCCUUCCUUCUGAAUGAUGAGGAAUCAGUGUCUGAGGAUGGGGAGGAGAUAACAUUUCUGCAUGAUUUGAAGGAAGGUAUUGCUGCCCGGAGUUAUGGUCUUAAUGUUGCCAGAUUAGCCAACAUACCAGAUAAUAUUGUAAAAAUUGCUGCAGUGAAGUCACAUGAUAUGGAGAAAAGUGAACAUGCUCAUAGGAUAAGAAGGGAAAUUUUCCAGCGUUUGUUCACUGACAGCUGUCAAGAUUUAUACAAGAAGUUGAUUGAAGAAUUACAAGAUCAGAACAUUUCUUAAGUUACAAUUUUGAUAUGGAAUGAUUUUUAGCUCGACUUUUCUAUGAAAAGGGGAGCUAUCCUACUCGCCCCGGCGUCGGCGUUGGCGUCACACCUUGGUUAAGUUUUUCGUACCACCCCACUUUAUUUCAGAAGUAUUACAAGUAUGGCUUUGAAACUUACCAUACUUGUUCACCAUCAUAACCUCCAUCUACAGACAAGAGUACAUAACUCUGUCAAGGUUUUUGACAGAAUUAUGGCCCUUUUUUGACUUAGAAAGUGUAUUGAGCUUGGUUAAGUUUUUUGUACCACCUCACUUUAUUUCAAAACCAUUGGAGGUAUUGCUUUGAAACUGACCAUACUUGUUUACCAUCACGACCUUCAUCAACAGACAAGAGGACAUAACU